GUGUCUCUAAACUCUGUCAAACGUCAAACUACGGUGAACAUGGUGGUCAAUGUUGUUUUUUAGCGGUGGAUAACUUGGUAUCCCAUUUUUUAAGGAAAAUUUUAGCUGUAGCUGGUUCAUUGAUAGUCAACCAAAAGUAAAAGUUUUGCCUAGUUUUGCUGAUUUGGAGCAUUGCUCGUACCAAAACUAUAAUGAUGGAAAAACAUCAACAAACCAUGUCUCGAAAGCCUAGUGCUAUCUGCUCCGUGUAUAUGCAAAGAAGAGAGUGAAAAUGCGUUAGGACGGUGGUUCGUGCAGUUGCUAUCAGUCCAAAAAUUGUAACUGGGUUUGUAUGCAUAUGUGUAUACUGUUCUACAAUCGCUACCAUCAAUGAUCUGCAGUUUACGCACAUACACCGCAUUUGAAAUUUGAAAAUGAGAGCACUAUGAUGGCUAAACUUAGAUAAUCGCGGAAGACGGUGCGUCACGAAUGGGUGCCACAAAUGCGUGUUUCACAGCAUCCUCAUUUGUCAUUCUCUGCGUGUUUCAAAAGAAGUGACCAAGCAAACCAAUAUUGGUUAAACAGGAACGAUUGUUUCUCGUAUUCCUUUCAGCAUGGCGACAUACAACAAUGCCCACUGGUUGCUGUCGCACAUUCGGAACUCUUUCAUCUCCACCGAUGAUACAAGUGUCAGCGAGACAGUGAUGGCAAUGGAAGACAUUCCGCUGCAUUUCGCAAAACGGUUUCUAGAAACGCAGGCGCAAGAUGCUGUACGGAUUCCCAAGCCGGAAGCAACAGUGAUAGAAGGAAAUAGCGAUGCGUCCUACACCGGCCGAAUGCAAGAUGUACGAUUCGGUGUGGAUUUUGAAUACUUCUUUUCGUAUCCUGGCCUGGAUGACCCGGAUGAGGAAGAUGCAGACGCGUUGUCGCAAUCCUACGAAAUACAAAUGAACCAGGAAAGCGGUUUCCAUCGGCAGCGAUCAAAUACGGAUCAGAAACUUGAAAAGCUCGAACUUGCUCGGCGUAAAUCAUCACUUAUUAGAUGCGUAAAGCUGGACGAUAGCUCGGUUCAGCAACAGGAAGAAGACGAUGACAUCGAUCAAUUGUUCUAUCGUCGGUCCACAUCAAUGCUGGAACACUUGUCAACAUCAUUAAAACGGUUAAGUUCAAAGCUAACUGAGCAAUUGAGCACACUACCCAAUAUACCACAAAACCACUUUCUCGAGUACGCCAAAUUCGACGGCACGGGUCACAUCGAGGUGCCAGUUCGCACGUUUAAAGUGUUUAUUCCCGCCCUCUCGGAGGAGCAACGUGCCUUUCCGUUGCCUGUAUGUGUACUGGCUACUGCCAAGAUUCAAGAUUUUAUAGGAUUAUUAUGCUACAAAUGUACUAUAGCGAAUCCAGCAGUGGAACUGCGUUCGGUGCGCCAUUAUGGUCUCUAUAUGGCGGAGGAAGACGGUGAAUUGGAUCUAGAUUUUCCUCCACUGGAUAUCAACGAACCAUGUUCGAAGUUUCGAUUCUCACACCUCGUAAUGGCAGAGCGACAGCUCUCGUCAAGCGUAAGCCAUCAACCACUUCCAACUACCUCCAGUGGCAAUUCACUCCGUUUCGAGGCAUUCAGUACGGAACGAAGUAGGAGCCUUACAACACCAACAUCCGCCACAAUCCCAACUACUACGAUAACCCCAAUGAAGGCAGUUAAACACUCGCAGGCUAUUGAAUCGUCAGUGCAACAGCGAUCGCAAGGAAGCAAAAGUAGUUCACCGCGCAUCAGCAACCAGCAAAAAGAAGAUCUUGACCGCAUCAAAGGGCAUACGUCGAAAAUAGAAGCUCCUCUUUACCGAACGUUUCAGGUGCACAUUUUACACAAAUCACGACUCAAGACAGAAGUUCAGCUAGGCAUCUCCGGUGAUAGAUUCGAAAUUGACCCAAUACCACACAACCCCAGCAAAUUCUGGAACCGUCAAAAACCGGCCUGUCACCCAAUGGAUUCCGUAGCCGCCUGUAGCAUAGUCGAACGGAAACAAUCGAGGUCGAUACUCCGUUUAGUUUACUGUGCCGCGAACGUUGUGAUCGGUGAUGCCGACGUUCCGCUGAGUUUUAAACAUUACGAUAUCGAAACAACGCCAGGCGCAGCGGAACAAAUCGUGGAAAAAGUAAACAAUAUUCUCGAGGUGCGGUUAAGCCCGAUCCGGCGCGAAUACAUGCGCCGACGGGGAAAGUUAAAACCACCUUCUAGUGCGUAAACGCUGUAAAAAAACAUUAGCUGAUAGAAGAAUCAUAUAUUAUCAUUACUGCCAUUUUAUGUGUGUUUAUUCGCAACACGAUUCAUCUUGCAUUUUGCGUUUAGAAACAAAGAACAACAGAUAAAGCUAUUUAUUGAAUCCAUUUCCAUUAGAAACGUUAUCUACGUUCGUUAGGGGUUUGAUGAAUGUGAGUAAUGAAGUCAUCUCAAAUGUCCCAAAUUUUAAACCUACGAUAAACUUCUGUUUGCUUUACAAGAUGCAAAAUUUAUCCCACGGUUAUGUAAGCUUUAAUAUUUAUAUUUUUACAAAUCUUUUCCGUUAAAGUUUUGUAUCGUAAAAAGCAAGUUGGAAUGUUACACUGUCGAAAUAUGAUACUGAUAAGUUUGUGUUUAAUUUCGAACCAAGCAUGGUUCAAUAUUAUGUGCUUUGUCCUUUUUCACGAUUGAAAAAUGCUUGUAACCACACAAAUGCACAACCUGCAAAACUCAAUAGACUAUACUGAUACCGAUGAUAGCCAAUUCAAAGAAAACGUGUUAGCAGAACUUGAAACUGAAAGCAAAACAUUCACAAAAAGCAUUAACAUUCAGUUCGAUGUGCAAGAUGAAACCAUACCAUCCCAGUGGCAUUGGUAAUGAUAGUGCAAUUUAGAUUUCCUUUCCUGUUUUCAGACAGAUUUUUUUUAUCGAUAUACAAUUACUCAGAGAUACAAUCAGUAGUCAGCGCUACUAAAAUAAAAAAAAAAUCAUAACAUCUCAAUUGUAAACAAGAUUGCUCUUAGGCGGUACAUAUGUUGCAAAUCAAAAUCAGGUUAAUGUGUUCAGCUAGUCGCGUGUGUUGUCUUUAACCACGCGCAUCUAUAACCGAACCAAUAUAGAGCCCUUCGUACGGGCAAAAGGGAGCGGAAAAGGGUCAUUAGGCAGUUAAGCAAGGAGUACGGCGGGAACAAUAGGCGUGCCGCUUCGUUUAUGCAUAGUCUUUUAGGAUAAUA
Molecule: messenger RNA, 3213 nt
Organism: Anopheles funestus (African malaria mosquito)
Lineage: Eukaryota; Metazoa; Arthropoda; Insecta; Diptera; Culicidae
Gene: Sin1
Product: stress-activated map kinase-interacting protein 1
Exons: 2
Coding region: 594-2225 (543 amino acids)
Biological process (GO): TORC2 signaling
Cellular component (GO): plasma membrane; TORC2 complex; cytoplasm
Molecular function (GO): phosphatidylinositol-4,5-bisphosphate binding
Source: RefSeq, a predicted model, not a curated record